This is a messenger RNA of Oikopleura dioica, 1449 nucleotides long. Lineage: Eukaryota; Metazoa; Chordata; Appendicularia; Copelata; Oikopleuridae. The record is from the annotation of a GenBank genome assembly.
AUGGGCGGAAAGGAUCCGCAAGAUCUGUUCAAGCUUCAAGAAAAAAUCGGCAAGGGCAGCUUUGGCGAAGUUUGGAAAGCACAAGAGAUCAAAACGAAGAAAAUCGUCGCUGUAAAAAUCAUCGACCUCGAAAAGUCAGACGAUGAAAUUGAUGAUAUUCAACAGGAAAUCGCGAUGCUUUCUGAAUGUUCCUCUCCCUAUGUGACUAAAUACUACGGUUCCUAUUUGAACUCAAAGGAACUUUGGAUCGUUAUGGAGCUGUUGACUGGCGGAUCUGCGAAUGAUCUGCUCAAAAUGGGUAAGCUCGAUGAAGUCUACAUCGCUGUUAUCCUCCGCGAAGUCUGCAGAGCACUCGAUUAUCUUCAUUCAAAAGAACGCAAAAUUCACAGAGACAUAAAAGCCGCCAACGUCCUUCUCACGGACACUGGUGACGUCAAACUGGCCGAUUUCGGUGUCGCUGCGCAAAUUUCAGAAACGACGAUGAAAAGAAAUACGUUUGUAGGAACGCCGUUUUGGAUGGCGCCGGAAGUAAUUAAACAGUCCGCCUAUGAUUAUCAAGCUGAUAUUUGGUCCCUAGGAAUAACUGCCAUAGAACUCGCCAAAGGCGAGCCUCCCAAGUCCGACCAACACCCGAUGAAAGCUUUGAUGAGCAUUCCAAAUGAUGCCGCUCCAGAACUUGACGGCGAUUUCAGCCGAGAUUUCAAACAGUUUGUUGCCAGUUGCUUGAACAAAGAACCUCAAAACCGCCCAUCACCAAAAGACCUUCUCAAAAUGAAAUUCCUCAAAAACGCGAAAAAGAACUCGAUUCUUCAAGAGCCAAUUAACAAGUUCAAAAAGUGGAAGAAACGCAAUCCGACGGAAGAGGACGUAGAAAAUGAGCUUGAUGCGACAAUCAAGUUGAUACCAAACUGGGACUUCGACACGGUCAAACCUGCCAAAACUCGUCCUGAAGCGUCGUUCAUUCAAAGACAGCCAUCUCCCAAAGAAGAUCGCCGUCACGCAAGCCCAACUCGCGCGGUCAGUCCCCUCGCUCCCGCGCAGCCUGUUCCCGCUCAACCUUCCCAACCCGCUCCGACAAGGCCACAAUCUCACGUAACAGCCGCAGCAGCAGCAGUUGCAUACAGUAACAACCGCGUCCCAUUGGAUCCUCCCACUGAUCCUACUCCAGCUCCACCCAGCGAUCCAGCUCCAGUACCAGUCAUUCCAAAGCAAAAAACGUCCCCUCGACAAAACGACACGACUGUUGAGAAGUCGGCGUCGUUAUAUGAUGUCGUGGCGCCAAUUCUGUCAGAAAUGAAGACGCAGCAUAAAUAUCAAGAUUGUACUUCUGCGCUGGACGAAGUGCGAAUCAGUCUACUCAAGCUGGAGGAAAUCCGCCCAGGAAUCACAGACAAGCUUGUAGCCGAACUAACACAACUCGUCCGCGACCCCUACUCUGUUAAUAAUUAA